This is a messenger RNA of Culicoides brevitarsis, 1074 nucleotides long. Its product is annotated as solute carrier family 25 member 35-like. NCBI's taxonomy places the organism in Eukaryota, Metazoa, Arthropoda, Insecta, Diptera, Ceratopogonidae. The record is from RefSeq and is a predicted model, not a curated record. The transcript has 3 exons. Bases 135 to 1055 code for a protein of 306 amino acids.
UAGUCGUACUUAGUGAAAUGCAGAAAAUUUAUUGAAAAAAUAUACUCAAGAGUGUUGUGCCUCGGUCACUUUAGACCAAAAAAGCUCUUUCAAUAGCAAAGAUUUGGAUUUAGUAAAAAUUAAAUCGAAUCAACAUGAAAGAGAUAAUUUUCAACGAUUUUGUUUAUGCCGGAGUCUCGUCUUCUUUAGCGACAGUCUUUACGAAUCCCUUAGAAGUCGUGAAAAUUCGAAUGCAACUUCAAGGUGAACUUGGAGCCAAUAACACGCACACUUAUCGCAAUAUCCCCCAAGCAAUCUUGCAAAUUGCCAAAAAUGAUGGUUUCAGUGGACUGCAAAAAGGCCUCACGCCAUCGUUAUUCUUUCAAUUCUUCCUGAAUGCCUUCCGUUUGGGUAUUUAUACGACGGCCCAUGAACGUGGCUGGACCAGAGAUCGCAAAACGGGUCACGUUUCGAUACUGAAGAGCGCUUUUUGGGGAGCUACCGGCGGUUUUAUUGGAGCUGCCGUUAGCAAUCCAUUCUUUAUGUUAAAAACUCACUUACAAUCAAAAGCCAAAGAGACAAUCGCUGUGGGCUUCCAACACCAACACACCGGAAUGUUCAAUGCCCUUCAAACGAUUUACUCGCAACACGGAAUUAAAGGUCUCUAUCGCGGAGUAAGUGUGAACCUACCACGCGCGCUUUUGGGUUCAGGAGGCCAAUUAGCAGCUUUUGGCUACACCAAAGACUAUUUACAAAGGAAUUACGAGAAAAAAUUGGCCCCUCCUGUGAUCUCAUUCAUUUCCGGAGCAACUGCUGGCACCGUUAUGGCUAUCACGAUGACUCCGCCAGACGUGCUAGCUACCCGAGUGUACAAUCAAGGAGUCACGGCAGCUGGAAAGGGAAUUUAUUACAACGGGGUUGUGGAUUGUUGUAUCAAAGUUGUGAAAACUGAAGGUGUGAUGGCGCUGUACAAGGGCUUUUGGGCUCAUUAUAUUCGAAUUGGACCCCAUUCAACACUUGUACUUGUCUUUUUCGAUCAACUUAAAGCUCUGGCAGCGAAAUAUCAACACAAAUAAUGAGAGACUGAAUUGUUGA